Exophiala oligosperma is the source of this 3275-nucleotide messenger RNA. RefSeq lists its product as uncharacterized. The transcript is spliced from 2 exons. The coding region runs from base 111 to 2483 and encodes 790 amino acids. Lineage: Eukaryota; Fungi; Ascomycota; Eurotiomycetes; Chaetothyriales; Herpotrichiellaceae. The record is from RefSeq and is a predicted model, not a curated record.
GACCACCUCUAGCGAGACCCUACGACUGCUCGUACUGUACAUUUCAUAUUACCCUCUAUCCUUCUUCUUGUCCUGUGCGCCAUUUCCAUAUUCAUCGCCUAUGGUCGAGGAUGGCUACGCCACGUCGUAGAUCUGCUCGUUUGAGUAAGAAUGCUCAACCUCAGCGACAAUCUGCUCGUAAACAAAGUACAGCUGUGCUCGGAUCCCUCAUAGAACGAGACGAAACUCCCGAGGUCGGUGAGCCUCAGUCAAUUGAUGAUGUUGUUGAGACUCCCGCGUCCGCCGCAACCGCCAAAUCUCAACUUUCGAGGCUCUCGGGCCUCAAGACACCCAAAACCGAACCACGAGUCGAUCGAGGCGAGAUGCAUCCUGAACACGCUCAUCAUACCACAACAAAAGCUCCCGACUCUGGCCUCAAGCUAGGCUUUGUCGAUAUCUCUUCCCGUCCGCAGACAAUCGCGAGUGCACAAAACACCCCGUCCAAAGCUAGAACAAGCACCCCUGCGCAUUUCCAAUCUACCAACUUUGACUUCAAGUUCGGGGCCGAAUCUCAAUUGAGCACUGAGGCACAAGAAUUAAUGGACAAUGUAAGAGAAGAGGCAGCUAGGAUCAAGGCGCAGAUGCAGGCUGAACGAGAUGCUCAGCAAGACAAGGACGACAAGGCUGAGGCCGAGUUCAAUGGAAUCAACGCUUCCGGCAGAAGAAUUGCGAAACCCAAGGGGAAAGCUGGUCGGUUUAGUGAUAUCCACAUGGCUCAGUUCAAGAAGAUGGAUUCGAUCGCGAAUCACCCUUCAGCAUUCCGAGGAAAGCCUAGUUUUGCGCAACCAACUACACAGUCACUCAAGAGAAGCGGCUCUAAGGCAGGUCUGGACGAGAGUGAGCGACCCCGAACUGCUGGAAAGGGCAGUCCGGCGCGGCGACCGCCGCAAUUUCUCGGGCGCCCAACUUCUGUCAGCCCCUUCAAGUCUAUCCCGUUUCAAUCAGAACGAAUUGAAAACACAGCACCCGCCAAACUUGCUCGACAUUCCGAGUUCCAUGAUGUCUCGGCAAGUCGGUUAGUAGAGCCACCGCAGCCUGUACGGACAUUGCCCAAGCCUAUAUCCAGCCACUUGUUUUCCCCCACCAAGGCCUCGUUAGCAAGAGCUGCAGCAAGUCAGAUCCCGGUCUCGUCGCCGAACAAAGCUCCUUCGCUGAAGCGGCCAGCAUCUGUUAAAUCUUUGAGGACAAACUCGAGCAUACCAAGUGUGCGACCUGCUACAGCGCAUGGAGGAUCUUGUGCUCAGAACCCUUUCAAAUUUCCUCCUGUCGACAAAUCAAGACUUGAUCGACCACUCCCACCGCCGCCUGAAAAUGAUUCUUCUUCAUCGCCAUCGCCAGAGUCGGCAAAGUUUGUGCAAUCCGAAGCCACCGUUCAAUGCUCGUCUCCCUUGAAGCACCCUGGCUUCUCAUCUCGCCUACCAAAAUUCAAUGGGUUGAAAUCGAUCCUACGAACUGGCCGUAAGACUGACAUCAUGCCCCCGACUCAAGAACGUCAAGGCACUCCAAAGCGACCGGCAACUGCUUCUAAUGGCAGUGGCGAUGUGAAGAAGGUAGACUUUACACCCAGUGUGAAAUCGAGAUAUGCUGUCAAACUGGCAGCUGGAAGCCCUAGCCCAGCCAAGCUCCCAACACAGCUCACUCCUGGAAAGGCACUUGAGCCACUUGUCGCGUAUGAUCCAGCUGCAUAUGUGCUUGGUGACGAUGAUGGGGACGAUGCUUGGGAAGAUGCAGAAAGCGAGAUCGAUUAUCCGGUCUUACCUGCCAUGUCCUCAAGCCCUGCGCAACCUGGAUCUGGCAAGUCUUUCGAGAAGAAAGCCAAGGACCACAAGCGUCGGGAAUCCAAGGACUUCAAGUCCAUCUUCACAACUCUUCAUCACCCCUCACGCCCUACGCAGCCAUCAAAUUUUGCUUCCUUCAAUGCUGCGGCCAACAAGAGCGGCCCAACUGUCCACGUUGACAAGAUCAUGAGAUCACCAAGCAAUACUAAUUUCUCACGACCAUCGCCAUCUACAAUCCGUCGCGUCAGAACAUCAGGUGUCACCGAGUUGGUCCAGCCUUUCGAGGAUGCGGAGGUGCAGACCGUGCCUCACGGUAUCCCUGGUAAGAAGCGGCGUCGCGAAUCGACGGCUUCCAACGAAGACGAAGACUCCUUCGUGUCUGCCGGAAAAGAGAACCGACGUAUCAGCGUCAUGCCAUCUGUACCUGGCGGUUGGUGCGACACUCCGCAGCCUGAGGAGCAAGAUGAAGGCGCGAAACGUGGUGGCAAGCGUGCAAAAGUCGGUAGCUUCACCAGUCCGCCCGAGAAGCCCAGAGCUGAAGCAAAGAAACCUCGACAGAGCAUGGCGCGAGAAAUGGCAAAAAAGACUGCUGAUGCACGUAAGGGCAAGGGUAUUCUCAGCCUGACCCGUUUGAACAUGUUGAGCCGCCCGAAGCAGAGAGGUUGAAUUGUUUUAUGACAAUCUUUGGAUGAAAUCUGCCGCCUCUUUUGUUCAUGAUGCUGAGCAGCGUCUCGAUUGAGAGUCUUGAAGGCAUCAUGAUUCCCCAUUCGGCUCGAGCUUGUUCCUCACCGAAUUUACAAGCCGCUCAACCAUUCUCUCUGCCUGGUCAGAGGUGAGUCAGGCUCUUUUUUACGACUUUUGCCUUGCGGAAAUUUGUGUUAAUUGGCCAUCACUUGAUUUUAUCGGAAAUACGAAUUGUGGAAUGUGUUCUCAAGGGUACGGUCAAUGGAUUUGGUGCAGAUGAAGUUUGAAUCCGCAAUCUUUCGUGCGCCUCGUUUGACCUGGGGUGAGAAUUGGACUUGGGCUCUCUGGAGUUUCUGGAAAGGUCUCCGAGACUAUGGGCGAAAAUGGGAAAUGGAAUGGCUUCGUUGGAACUGUCCUUUCUAAUUUGGCGUUUUCGAGGAUCACAGGAUUACAGGACCACCGAUUCAGUGACAACAUUCCCGAACGGUUUCGGUCGAUACGUACCAGAAAAAAGUCCCUUUUUUUCAAUUUUGGAGUCAUUGGCCAUGGAAAGGGUCGGUUUGAGCUGGACAGGCUGGAUGGAUGGAGUGUUUUGUGUGUUUCUUGCAAUGGCAGAACUUUUGUUUCCACACAAAUUUUACAUGUCGAUGAAUCAAUUAAUGCCUUUAUGACUUUGUCCAGGAUAGGACAGCAGUACUCCGUCUGGAAGAGACAGCAGAAUGACCCCUCAGCUCCAGUGGUUACCUAGGCUGGUGGUCAACAGUCCAGUCGAGG